Cariama cristata (Red-legged seriema) is the source of this 379-nucleotide messenger RNA. Its product is annotated as thyrotropin receptor-like. The transcript has 5 exons. The annotation marks the transcript as partial. Gene Ontology annotation, biological process: G protein-coupled receptor signaling pathway. Gene Ontology annotation, cellular component: membrane. NCBI's taxonomy places the organism in Eukaryota, Metazoa, Chordata, Aves, Cariamiformes, Cariamidae. Gene Ontology annotation, molecular function: thyroid-stimulating hormone receptor activity. The record is from RefSeq and is a predicted model, not a curated record.
UGAAAUUCGAAAUCUUAGAAACUUGAAUUACAUAGAUCCAGAUGCCUUUAAGAACCUUCCACUUUUGAAAUACCUUGGUAUUUUUAAUACUGGACUCAAAGCAUUUCCAGAUCUCACCAAAAUCUACUCAUCUGAUGUAAACUUUUUACUUGAAAUCGCAGAUAAUCCUUUCAUGACUUCAGUGCCUGCAAAUGCUUUCCAUGGGCUUUGUAAUGAAUCUCUAACUCUCAAACUCUACAAUAAUGGUUUUACAAGCAUCCAAGGCCAUGCUUUUAAUGGGACAAAUCUGGAUGCUAUCUAUCUGCACAAGAACAAAUACCUGGAAGUUAUCAAUGACGAUGCAUUUCUGGGAGUGCACAGUGGACCAACUCUACUGUGA